UCUAUAACAGUCUUGAGUGGAUGUCUGUGGGAAAUGGUCCAAUGCCUGCAGAGCAGCAGAGAGGCGCUGUGAGAAGAAAAACGAGGGGAAAUCGAGGUGGAUGUGGCUCAUCGCUUCAGGAAGUUGUUGGAAAUUAUGAAAUGACAUCAUCACCGUUUUGUAUGGCUUUGUUUGGAUUGCUCCCCCCUGACCACGCCUUCCUGCCUGCUCGCUCAUAAAUCCGCCGGCCUGUGUGUGUGUGUGCACCAGUUGAACUCUCCAGCUUCAGCGCGGACAACAGGUGCACUGCUGGAUAAUGCGCCGCUCGUCGCUCAACGCAGGGCUUCCUCUUCUGCACUUUUUUAUAUCCUGAUUCAUUCCAACCAUUAAAAUGCCUUUUCCGCCCAUCAGCCUCCACCAGCGGAUCUCGUCUCCCGGCAGGGAUCUAUUCGGGAAAAAGAAAGCCAACGCAGUGCCUCCUCAGUCUGAGCUCACCAGCAAAUCCGGCAGGGAGAAAGCAGUGUCCGAAAAGGAGAAGCAGUCUCUUUCUUGGACGUCUGCGAAUUUAAGGACUUUGGGGCGAAAAGCCCCGCAGCAGGAGAAGAAUAAAAGCCCCUCUCAGAAGGCAGGCUCCGGCCAGGAGACGCAGGGAAAAUGCUCCUGGCUGUCGGUGCCCAAACCUCAGGACUCGUCGGAAGGAGUCAGGCGCUCCAGCUCCAUGGACUCCGCCAGACAUCUCCACGGCAAAGAGGACGUGAAGAAGGAGAUCCAGUUCACCCUCAGCCUCACCCCGGAAGCCAUCCUCGUCAUCCAAAAGCGAAAUCUAGAAAAGCAGAUGAUGGCCAAGCAGCAGAAGUGUUGCGCCUCCACGGACUUUCGGCACAGGCGAGUUUUCCCUACCAAAAAGUCUCACGGAGGCUCCAAAGCUCCCGUGGCCAAAGUGGAGAGCGCGGAGCAGGACAUCACCGCCAUCGUUAAGAUAUCUCUCCUCAACGAUCAGUACAAGUACGACGAUGUGGAGUACGAAGAGGAGGACGGAGACGUGGACGAGACGGUCGUGAGGAAAUGCAAAGAGUGGCUGAAGGGAGUCGAAAACGCCGCAGCUUUGGGAAAAGUGGACAAACUUUCUGCGCUCCCGCACCUUAAAGGCUGCUGACACCAAAAAACACUCUUGAUCUUUUCAAACAGCAGACUGGAGACAUGAUGGACUCUUGGCAAAGUGUGCACCCGAUAAAGUCCUGCUGCAAAAGCAUCUGAAAUUAGAGGCUUGUAAAUUAAGCGUUUGCAUUGAAGGGGGGGAGGGGGGUCUCCAGAGGAAUGCCGAUUUGUCUCAGAAAUAAUGAUCUGAAAUAGAUGUCACUUUAAGAUAAAAACACUGAUUACAUUAAUUAAACAUAUGUGCGUAAAUUGCGUUCAGAUAAGAGGAAAUUUGACAUUAAACGAUUUUUUUGGACGCAUCCUGCAGGGCUUCUUGAGGUUCACACGGACUUUGCUUUGCGAGUGAAUGCCUCUCCGAUGUUUUUGUUGAAGUUAGAACUGAACACCUUAAUAUCUCGUCCUUUGCACAUGGUUUUUUGUUUUCAGUGCGGCGCCGCUGGAUUGGCUGGAGAGGUUUUGCGUAAAGGGACGUGAAACCCCGUUCCUUUGUGCAAUGGAGAACAAUAAGCUGUCUACCAACAUGGCUUUCUGCGCGUCUGCUGCUGGAACCAAACUGGACUGUUUAAAUGUUUCCUCUCAUCAGAGGGUUAUGUCCUUUGUAGGGAUUUGAUCAGUCAUUGUACAGUAUUUAAUAUUGACUAAAUAUUUGUACUGUCCAACUGUUUUCUCAGCUGAUGAUUUUAUGAAGUAAAAAGUGUUUUUUUCUAAAUUA
Messenger RNA from Labrus bergylta (ballan wrasse), 1849 nucleotides. RefSeq names its product proline rich 18 (gene prr18). The record is from RefSeq and is a predicted model, not a curated record. Lineage: Eukaryota; Metazoa; Chordata; Actinopteri; Labriformes; Labridae.